UGCUAGCUAGCUAGCAUGCUAGCUGGAGCAACUCCUGAAUGUUUUGAGAACAACGAACAUCAUCUGAAAUAACGUGUUUGGUUUUUCACGAUGUGUCUGAACAAACGUCCUGUAGUAAACACUGUGUCCGUCCCGGUCCAUUGAGUCUGAAUCCUGCUGAGCUCAGCCUGUGUGUGUCUGCGGGUCGAGCUAACGGCUAGCGGCUAAGCUAGCUGGUCAGCUGACUCCCUCACGUGACAGCCUCCGGUUCAGCCGCUGCUUCCCGGUGCUGCGGAGAGACUUCAGGAGCCCGGUUGUCCUCGGAGGACACCGUCAUGUCCCCGGUAGUUCACAGUUCUCUCGGGCCGGAGGAGGAUUCCUGAGCUAACGAUGCUAACGAUGCUAACAGCCCAGUGAGUCCGUCCAGAGAGCCGACGUGUGGUUCACUCCAGCAGAGGUUUUUUUUCGUCUUCACUUCCUCAAACAGCUUCCAACAUGACUCCCGAGGGGAAGAAGCUGCUGAACAUCAUCAUCCUGGGCUUCGGCUUCAUGUUCAUGUUCACUGCUUUUCAAACAUGUGGAAACAUAGAGCAAACGGUUCUGAAGAGCUUCAACAGCACCGAGUUCCACGGGAGCGGAUACACCAGCAUGGCCAUCAUCUAUGGAGUUUUCUCUGCGUCCAACCUCAUCGCUCCGUCAGUGGUGACCAUCAUUGGACCACAGCUCUCCAUGUUCUUCAGUGGGCUUCUGUACAGCGGCUACAUCGCUAUGUUCAUCUACCCGUACACGUGGAGCUUCUAUACAGCGUCGGUGCUGGUUGGAGUAGGAGCAGCAGUGCUCUGGACGGCGCAGGGAAACGUGCUCACCAUCAACUCCACUGACAACAACAUCGGAAGAAACAGCGGCAUAUUCUGGGCUCUGCUGCAGUGCAGCUUGUUCUUUGGAAACCUCUACAUAUACUUUGCCUGGCAUGGACACGUUCACAUCACAGACAAAGACCGGCAGACGGUUUUCAUCUCUCUGACGGUGAUCAGCCUGGUCGGCUGCUUCCUCUUCUUUCUGAUCCGGAGGCCGGACCCCGAGUCGUCCCCCCCCGAGGUCACAGAGUCGCUGCUGCAGGCCGAGUCCACAGAGACUUCCACUGACACCUCACCUCACUCCGGCCUCUGCUCACAGGCUCUGGAUGCUUUCAUUCAAGCAUGUAAGAUCUCUGUCACCAAAGAGAUGCUGCUGCUGAGCUUCUGCAUCGCAUACACAGGCUUGGAGCUCACGUUUUACAGCGGCGUGUACGGGACGUGUAUCGGCGCCAUGACGAGGUUCGGCAAAGAUGCAAAGAGUCUGAUUGGCAUCUCUGGGAUUUUCAUCGGCAUCGGCGAGAUCUUGGGAGGGGGCGUGUUUGGGAUGCUGAACAAGAACAACCGGUUUGGGAGGAACCCGGUGGUGCUGCUGGGACUCAUCACUCACUUUGUGGCUUUCUACCUGAUUUUCCUGAACAUUGCCAGCGACGCUCCGCUGGCCCCGGAGGAGGGAACCGACCUGCAGGCCUUCAUCACCCCGAGCGUUGCCGUGGCGAUGCUCUGCAGCUUCCUGCUGGGUUUGGGCGACAGCUGCUUCAACACGCAGCUGCUCAGCAUCAUCGGCGUCAUGUUCCGCGACAACAGCGCUCCGGCCUUCGCCGUCUUCAAGUUCAUCCAGUCCAUCAUGGCCGCUCUAGCCUUCUUCUACAGUAACUACCUGCUGCUGCACUGGCAGCUGCUCAUCCUGGUCCUGUCGGGUUUUCUGGGCACGAUUUCGUUCUUCGUGGCCGAGGGGUGGGCCGAGUCCAGCCGGCGGGCAACUGACUACGACAGCAUCUGAUCUGGUCCCAGUGAAGAAGAGGAGGGCACAGCAGUGAUUGGCUCUGUGCAGCCGGGAGGAGGAAGGUCUUCUCACUGACACGGUUUGGUUUUCACAGAUCCUCUCGAUCUGUGCUGCUGGAAAACCAAACAUUCCUCUUGAGCCCAACAUUUAUCUGAACUGAAUCCAAAGACAGAGCGAUUGUGUGAACUCCAGAUUUAUCAUAAAGUUCAUCCCUGGUUUUUCUUUUCUCGUAUCGCAGCCUGAUUCCUCUCCACUCCACACGCGGCUCAAAACACAUCAGAGAGCUUCACUGUUAAACUGGUGACAUCACCACUAACACACACACUCACACACUGUGGUUUAUUCUGACACACAGCCACGAAAAAUACACAAAUUAAACUAAAUACCUGUGAGGUGUUUUUAAGAAUGUAAGUGUGAUUGGAGAGCUGAGGUUAGUGCAAAAGAAAGUGAACUUCCUGGAUUUUACUUUGUUUAUCCACAUUUGCUCCAAAUUCUUCCUCGGUUAUUUUCUCACCCUUCCACAAAAAUUCACUAAAAAACCGCUUUGCCUUUUUCAGUUUGGUCCAUGUCCCAUCUGCUGACAUGGAGGAGGCAGGGUCACGACCUGCCGGGGGGGGCGACUGAGAUACUUUGGAGCUGUCAUGGCGUCCAUGUGGACUCGGGUUUGACUGAGCUGGUUCUCUUUAGUCACACAAUGGUGUUUUUUCCUCUUUCAUGGGAUUUAAUAAAAGUUUAAAAUAGAAUAAUUCCUGAUGCUCACAUUAAUAUGAUCCAGCUUUGAUAGUCUCUCCUCCCAACGUCUGACACAUUAUUCUUCUUCCCUCUGAAGCUCCAGAGACACAAAUACUAAGAUUCAGCCGUGUAGUGUUUCUACUGUUCGUCCUUCUUUUCAUCUCCUGUCACAAACAUCACAGUUUCAAUAGAACUUCAGCGAUGUGACACCUGACGAGCAGUUUAAAGAGAAACACCCUCAGGAAACUGAAUCUUUUAAUAGUGUAAAUCCAUUUCACCUUCGCUCUUUUGUUUUGCUGGUUUUCCUGUUUGUCUGGUUCCUCAUGAGACACAGAGUGCAACGUGACCUCAGUUGUGAUCAGAUCCAGAUCGACUGUGUUCCAGGAAACCUCUGGUGUCACAAGUGGACGACUUCACUUGGUUCAGAUUAAAUAAACCGAGGCUGUUUGGCUCGAGCCCGAGAGACAGAAGAGUCCGUCCUCGUUUACAGUCGAACACGUUCAUCUUCCUGAAGGGAUUCACCAAACAAAACCUUCACUUUUAUCUGUUUGUUUUAUUUCACUUUGCCACAGAGCUGCUGCCGCGGCUGCAGAUUCAGUCUUUUCUUUUUAAUCUCCAGCGUUGUACGAACAUUCCCCCCCCCACCCUCUCUCCUGUCACUCUGAUGCUGAACACGGGCGAGUCCACGUGUCGUCUUGUCUCAUGUUGUGGUGCAAAAAACAAAUGAUGCUGUAGUUUUUUUAUUCUUUCUUUAAAGUGUCAUGCUCUAUAUGACAUCACAUAUUUUGGGUUAUAGUCAAAUAAAACAUGAGACUUUUGGUUUGCACACGUUUUAUUUUAUGUCCCAAAUCAAAUCUCCAGGAUAUUAAGGGAACUGCAUGUGAAUUUUGAAGAUGAUUUUAUACUUGAAUGUAAUAAUGACCCCCCAACCUUCGCUUGCUUGUUUUUAUCACCAAUAAAAUGUCAUUUUGAACAUAAA
This is a messenger RNA of Limanda limanda (common dab), 3550 nucleotides long. It is a transcript of the gene mfsd11, whose product is annotated as major facilitator superfamily domain containing 11. Bases 475 to 1836 code for a protein of 453 amino acids. The transcript is spliced from 14 exons. The record is from RefSeq and is a predicted model, not a curated record. NCBI's taxonomy places the organism in Eukaryota, Metazoa, Chordata, Actinopteri, Pleuronectiformes, Pleuronectidae.